This is a messenger RNA of Salvelinus fontinalis (brook trout), 2974 nucleotides long. RefSeq names its product juxtaposed with another zinc finger protein 1-like. Bases 368 to 1102 code for a protein of 244 amino acids. The transcript is spliced from 5 exons. Lineage: Eukaryota; Metazoa; Chordata; Actinopteri; Salmoniformes; Salmonidae. The record is from RefSeq and is a predicted model, not a curated record. Gene Ontology annotation, cellular component: nucleus.
CAGAUUUUUACCUUGUCAGCUCGCGGAUUCGAUCUAGCAACCUUUCGGUUAUUAGUCCAACGCUCUAACCAGUAGAAUACCUGCCGCCCCAUUGCCGCAAUCAAGUGCUAGUCUAAACUAGGAAACUCGGAAAUGUUCGACUUGCUAACUGGUUGUAGUUAUUCACGUUCCGCGUUCAACAAAUUAGCUAAUCGAAAUUUCCGAGUUCCCCAGUUCCGACUAGCACGUGAACAUAGCCCCUCUGCUCUUUCUCGCUCCACUCUCCCACCCCAUGCUUAUGCUCCAGCUGCUAGCGCCGCUGCCUGCUGGUGUCUGUAGCUGACUCCCCUCACUGGCCCACAUAUUCAAUGUACAGGUAGCUUAGACCAUGACAGGCAUCGCCGCUGCCUCCUUCUUCUCUAACAUUUGUAGGUUCGGUGGUUGCGGACUCCACUUCGAUUCGUUGGCCGAACUCAUCGUGCACAUUGAGGAUAACCACAUCGACACAGAUCCUCGUCAGUUGGAGAAGCAGGAGCAGCAGCAGCCCACAUAUGUUGCCCUCAGCUACAUCAACAGGUUUAUGACAGAGGCAGCGCGUCGGGAGCAGCCUGAGAGGCUGAAGAGGAAGGUGCACCCCAAGCUGUCUCAGUCUCUGACGGGCAGUCUGCCUCGUAGCAGUAACGUCUCCACUCCUCCCAGACGCAGCAGUGGGAACCUCACCCCGCCUGUCACUCCUCCCAUCACACCCUCCUCCUCCUUCCGUAGCAGCACUCCUACAGGCAGUGAGUAUGAUGAAGAGGAGGUGGACUAUGAGGAGUCAGACAGUGGUGAGUCCUGGACCACAGAGAGUGCCAUCAGCUCAGAGUCUAUCCUCAGCUCCAUGUGUAUGAAUGGAGGAGAGGAGAAACCCUUCGCCUGCCCUGUGCCUGGCUGCAAGAAGAGAUACAAGAAUGUGAACGGGAUCAAGUACCACGCCAAGAACGGCCACCGGACACAGAUCCGCGUCCGCAAGCCUUUCAAGUGCCGCUGUGGGAAGAGCUACAAGACGUCCCAGGGCCUGAGGCACCACACCAUCAACUUCCACCCGCCCGUCUCCACCCACAUCCACAAGAUGCAGCAGUAGUACCGUCCCCACAGAAAUAGAAUCCCUUGAACAUCAUCCUGUUCUAGUGAUUCUGUUUCUAUGGACCCACCAUCACCAGAAAUGGCUGUGUCCCAUUCCACACACACACUUUCCUUCUUCUUCCAGUACACUACUCUUUUAUUGCAUGCUUUAAAAUUACCUUAUUUGUAUUUUUUUUUUUUUACAUUUUUUGGAAUGUAUUUUCUUGACAGCUGUGUACUUUUUCACAUUUGAGCGAUCAUGUGUCUUUUUGAUAACGUGUUUGGCACAUAGGACUUGCUGUUAAGAUGAUGAUGCGUUUGAAAGCGAGCGUAUUGCCACGUUCAAAACACCUCGGAACUCUCCGACUUCAGUGCAGGGAUCUUUUUUCUUGUUUUUGUGACUGGGAAUUCCGAACAGUCAUCCAACUCGGAAACUCUGGCAUCUUUCUAGAGCUCUGACUUUCCGACCUGAAAAUCACUGACGACCUGUUUUUUCCCCCCGCGAGUUCCCAAUUGUCUUGAAAGCACCAUGAGUCAAGGUUCACAGCCAUGCUUCUGGGCUGUGUUCGGCAGAGCAAAACCCGGUGGAACAUUUACAUACAGAUAUGUUGUGUACAUUGCAACCUAAUGAAUUUGACUCGAGUGUUCAGGUAAUGCUGUGUUUGAAAAGGGGCAUGGGAGUGGUGAGGCCAGGGGAGAAAGCAAGCAUCACCACCACACCAUCACAAAACGGAGGCAAGAAAAUCUGAAUGUUUGUAAAAGAUGACGAUAUAUUCCUGAAGGAUGUAUAAACUUUCAAAAUCAGGUGUAAAAUAGUAUUCCCUUUAUAUUUUUUUUGCCAUGUUCUGAAAGUGUAGUUUUAUGAUUCACUUUGCUAGGAUUUUCACUAAACUUGUUUUGUGUUUUAGAACUAAAAGACUCUCAGGUGACAAUUCGCCACAGGCAUUUCAGCACCACAAUCCUGCCCAUGUGUUCUGAUAGGCUGCGUCCCAAACGGCGCCCUGGUCAAACAGAAGUAGUGCACUAUAUAGGGAGCCAUUUGGGAAACACACAGUAUUUUAGAAUCAGCUGUAAUGCUGUUCACUGGAAUCUUGGGAGUCACAGGAGUCCCAGUUAUCCAGAGCCCUUCAAUUCUAGGGUGCUGAUCAGUUAUCUUCUUCGCCAAAGCCGUUUGAAGCAUUUAAGCACUUUGUAGUAACCAGUUGCCAACAGAAUUAGGAUGGUUUUCGUUGCCAAUAACUCUCUGCUGCUGCAGACACCAACCUGACAUGUAGCAGUCACAGGAACUAGAGAGAGCCAGACCGGAAGUACUCAACUUUUCCAAGGAGUUUUACAUUUGUUCAGAUCUCCAGUGUUUCCUGUGGUGAGAUUAUGUAUCUGGUUGCCUUGAAUUGUAGACCACAAGAUUGAGUUCCAAUGCAGUAAGUAUCUGUGUAUAGCUUCAUAGUGACUCUUCAGGAAUGGCUAACUUGAACUAGAGUAGACAUUCUUGUCAAAAUAAAAGAUGGCCAGAUCUCACUUCUGGUCUAUUUCUCCUCUUUUGUCCCUCUAGCCUCUUAAUGUAGUCUUAUAAAAGGUACUGUGUCAUACUGGUGAUCAGAGAGAGCAAGGGGCUAAUCAACAACCCAUCAAAACAUCACCACUGCAUGGAAAUCAAUGUCCUUAUGGAACUACACGUUAAGUGUGCGUUCCAAAUGGUAGCCUAUUCACUCUAGUCCAUAGGGCUCUGGUCAAAAGUAGUGCAUUAAAUGGGGAAUAGGGUGCCAUUUGGAAUGCAGAAUGCAGAUGGUCAUUGACAGUAUUAUACUGCCAGUACAUACGGAGGGAAGUAUUUGAUAUGUGUAUAGUAAAUGUAUUGUCUCAAGUGCAUUAAAUUAUAUUUUCAUAUGUU